AUGCCUCCGCUCACCCGCCGGUUCACCGGCGCCUCGCUGAGGCCGACGCUUCGUUUUCGCGGGAACAUAGGCCGCGUGAAUCCUGCUGCGCCUGGACUCUGCAAUUCAUCUCACUCCAUCGUCUCAGUAUCGCCGUGUCUCCCGCAGAUGAGCUGCCGAUUUCGCUAUUCCCAAGCGAGGGGUCUCGCCACCAGCCGUCCCGUGAUGGACCAAGGGAAACCUCGGCGACCGCCGCUCGCCAGGUCCGUGUCUAGUGAGGAAGAGGUUGGCAAGUUAGUGAACGCGAGACAGGCCGCCGAUCCGGAGAACAUCCUGCUUGAAUUCGACAAGCUCCAUGAGCCAGUUACCAUGACAAAUGUGUGGCUGAGAGAUGCGUGUGAAUGCCAUCUGUGCGUCAAUGAGUCGUCGGGCCAGAAGAAUUUCGCAACUUGCGACAUACCAUCCGAUCUCAAGAUUGACGGCCUGAGGACCCUUGAGGACGGGAAGAGUCUCGAAGUGUCCUGGGCCAACGAUCUCGUGCACGGCAGUCAUCAGCACGUGUCAACAUACCCGCUCGACCUACUUCAAAAGGUUGUAAGGUAUUCGCCGGUAUUCCAUCGCCACAUACCAGCGCGUGAGAUCUGGGAUUCGCAGCAUUUCGAGCAGGAUAGUCGGUCAAGAGAAAUUAGCUAUGCCUCUUGGAUGGAAGACAGCUCGAGUUUUGCCGAGGCGUUCCGCAAUUUGCAUCUCUGGGGGCUCGUCAUCAUCAAGGGCGUGCCUCAGACAGAGCUUGCCGUCGAACAGGUGGCAUCACGACUGGGUCACUUACAAAGUACUUUUUAUGGGCCGACAUGGGACGUGAUCUCAAAACCACGAGCCGAAAAUGUUGCAUAUACCAACGAAUUUCUUUGCCUCCACCAGGACCUUAUGUAUAUGCAGAGCCCUCCAAGGAUACAGAUCCUACACUGCCUCGAGAACAGCUGCGAAGGAGGCGAGUCCCUCUUCUCAGAUGGAAUUAGAGCUGCUUACGAGCUGCAGCUAAAGCACCCGGACCAUUAUGAUGUGCUCUCAAAGAUCCCCACCAACUUCCACUACAGGAAAGGGGGCCAUUACUACGAGAAUAACUGGAGAACAAUUACACACAGUCCAGGCAGCAAAUUUUGGGCCACAAGAUGUCCCGAAAAAGUGUACUGGUCACCUCCCUUCCAGGCCCCGUUCUGGAGUAGGCUUAGAGAAAGCCCCAAACACCCGCAGCGAUGGGGUGAUCGAACCGAUGGCCAUGCGAAGAAAUGGCACGACGCAGCCAAGGUGUUUCAAAACAGCAUCGAGGACUCUGCAAACAUGGCCCAGUUCAGGCUGCAGCCCGGGGACUGUGUUGUCUUCGACAAUUUGCGCGUUCUGCAUGGACGGCGUGGGUUCAACACAGCAUCCGGCAGGCGCCAUUUGAGGGGGACGUACAUUGAAGACCAAACCUUUGACAGCACGUGGAUGCGACUGCAACAGGAAGGCUUUAUGUUCUCAAGUGGAGCCAAGAAGCUUGAGGAGGAAAGGAGAGCCCGCCGUGUUUUGGGCAUCAAGGAUGAUGAAGGCACCGGCAACUAG
Diaporthe amygdali is the source of this 1581-nucleotide messenger RNA. RefSeq lists its product as uncharacterized. NCBI's taxonomy places the organism in Eukaryota, Fungi, Ascomycota, Sordariomycetes, Diaporthales, Diaporthaceae. The record is from RefSeq and is a predicted model, not a curated record. Gene Ontology annotation, molecular function: oxidoreductase activity. Gene Ontology annotation, cellular component: mitochondrion. The coding region runs from base 1 to 1581 and encodes 526 amino acids. The transcript has a single exon. Gene Ontology annotation, biological process: carnitine biosynthetic process.